Messenger RNA from Betta splendens (Siamese fighting fish), 10761 nucleotides. RefSeq lists its product as uncharacterized. The record is from RefSeq and is a predicted model, not a curated record. Gene Ontology annotation, molecular function: nucleic acid binding. Lineage: Eukaryota; Metazoa; Chordata; Actinopteri; Anabantiformes; Osphronemidae. The transcript is spliced from 2 exons. Gene Ontology annotation, biological process: DNA integration. The coding region runs from base 4388 to 8899 and encodes 1503 amino acids.
AGGCCGAACUUUUCUACAAACAGUGGCUUCACUAAUGUGCUCAGCAUCUGCAAGAAAACUACCGUUAGGAAAAAAACGUAACGCAACACAAAGAAUGUGCUGGGAUGUAAAAGUACGGGGUGACGUGUCUGAUGAAUGGGUGGAUUAGAUUAUUAAUAUAUGUUAUGUUACCUGAUAAGAGUUAGGUUAAUCUACCUCCUGUCGGUAACCCAGAGUUAACGCACGUGCACGGCGUAUAUAUAAAGACAUUGUCAAUGGAUCGCCGAAUUCACGAGUCACCAUGGAAAUCCGAAGCGACACUAUAAUGGCAGCGUAUUUCAACAGCGGAGUUGGAGGUUUUAAUGCCGAGAAUGAAGAAUUUAAGCCGAUUAUUAAUAGAAAAAGCAACACAGCUGGAAAAAAAUUAAAAAUAAAGUAAAUUGAGUUUAUUUAAUUACAGUAAAGGAAAAUUGAACAUAACUUCCACAUUGUUUUGUACUAUUAAUACCAUGAGAUUCGAAUAAUAUUAGAUAUUAGUAAUAUUCUUGUUUCAAAGGUGUAAUCCUUCUGGAGCAGAGGAACGCUGUCCCAAGUCAAAAUGAAACACAAAAUCCUACAUAAAAGGACAUGAAGAAAUGAUGAGUGCUUUGGUGCAAAAACCUUAAUAAAAGUGAUUCUGACAAAUCAUGUGUCUUAAGAGUCUACCAUCUCUGUGGUUUACUUGGUUCACUACUGGAUCCUCUUGGAGGAGGGUGGCUCUCCUCGUAUUGUGGCAAUGUUGUGAAGGACAACACAACCCACUAUAUUGUCACAUGCCCUCUCUGGACUGACGCUGAGGUCACGCAGACACUGGAACCUCGCCUUCAGGAUGCCUGUGGUCAUCUCCACCUUGGCCGUGUUCUGCUGUGGGUCCGGUUGAACUGUGUCUGUGGUCCAGGUUCAGGUUCAGGGUGGGGUGUCAUUAAAUAGGUGUCUGUUAUGGGAAAAAUUGUGUCUUCCUUAUUUCUAUGCAGUUAUUAUACGAUUUAUGACUUAUGUUCUGCAAUUAAUAUCUUAUGUUUUGUCUUACUGUAUGCAUUUGACAUUUGACCUACAUUGUUCAAUGCUUGUCUCUGCCUGAUGGACUCUCAACUCUAGCUCCCAAACCCAAGGUCGGGGAGUUGUGUCUCUGUCUGUUGAGACUUGGUGCUCCUUUCUCACAGAUAGUUGGACGUCAGCGAUGCAGGUGUGAGAAUGUAAACAUCUUCACACACACUGCGACAGGGAGGAGAUGGUGCAUGUAAUUUGAUUGGGUUAGAAAGACAUUCCACCCUAGUCGGACAGAGAAGCUAAAAGGCAGAAGCAACUUUAGGAUCGUGGGCUCUUUGCAUCACACCUUCGUGGUGUGUGCACUGAUCUCCCCAGCUGGUUUUUGGUUUGUUGAUGUGCACGAUCAACAUCCAUGCUUUUUAUUUGCUUUCCCCAUUAUUUUUAUUUUCUUUAUUAUUUCAAUAAAUGGCACAAAAGGACAACUCUCUCAUCUGCUUCUUUAUGGAAAAUUUCCACCACAGUGUCACGAUCUGGGUUUUUGUUUCUCAUUUUAUUUCUUCUUUCUGGUAUCAUUCUGAAGGAAUCUGUUUUCACUUGUCAUGUUUUGGUUUCCUAUUUUAUUUUGUAGUACUUCCGGUUUCUGUUUUCAUCUGGUUAGGUCCCGUUUCACGUCCCGGUCUCAUUACACACACCUGCCUGUUAUUAGUAAUCACCGCCAGCAUUUAACCGCCACCAGUCACAUCAGUUGUUGGCAGAUCGUCUUGUGAGAGCCCCGUCGCGUCACGUUUCAUCACUAGCCUAGUAAGCUUCUGUUUUGCUUUUUACUCACCUGUGUUACCCGCUCUUUGUCGUGACCGCUGUCAGAGUUCUUGAUUCCUGGUACCUGACCGGACGAUUAUUCUUGCUUUUGGUUUGGACGUUUACCGAUCUGUUAUUAAACGAAUUACCAGACUGAGUUGGUUCUCCGGCUGUGCAUUUGGGUCCUGCAUCACGAUCACGUUCCGUUGGUCCUUGUGUAACGGAGUUAAUAUUAAUUCCACUUGUGGUCAGCUGAGGGCGCUGUCUUCCCCCCUCCGGGGUGGGGUGUCACCAAGAAGACAAGGGAGAAGAAGAAGACUGAAGAGUUGUGGCGGGGAAGAAGUCAAGAACGACGCCUGAUGACCCCACUGAAAAAAGUAGCGAUGGCAGCGUGAACGGCCAGACUGUUGUUCAGUCCAGGAAGUUUGUUUGAGUGUUUUGCACAUGCGUAUUGUUCUCUCUUUUUGGUAAAGGUUUUGGCUUCAAGGAUGCUAACUGCAUGGAGAUGAGUACCUUGUGCUAGUUCCAUAAAUAAACGUUACAACGUGAACAGACGACGUCCUCCCGACCGUCAUUUAAUAUAUAAAACACAACGCAGAGUCACUAAAGGAGGGUUGCUAAACUAACCGGUUGGACGCAAAGUUCAAUUGAGUUAGUUACAUUGGUGCCGUGACCCGACGUCAAGAUCAUUUUUUUUUCGGCGGAGGGAUUCGUCGACCGAACUCAUCGGCGCAUAUCGAGUUUUCAUCGUGUCCGCGCAGCAACGGAAUCGACGACGGACUUUGGGUGCAGUACCGGCUUCGGUCACGAGGGGGUGGUGUUAUGCCACUUUUGAGAGAAUUGUGAAAAGACACUAGCUACGGUAUCCUGCCCGUUUCGUCUGGACAGUAAGGUUGGAUAUGAAUGUUUAACUUUUUUUCCCUUUUAGGUGCAAUUGCUGUUUACUUCCUGAUUGUCUACACAUUGACUGUCACAGUGUAGAGUAUUAAGUUUCUUUUUUUUGAUAAUUGCACAGUAACAUUAAUCUGAGACUCAAUAUGGCGGGUAAUGGAACACAUGGUAGGGGGAGAGGACAGGUGACGUUCAGCCCAGUAUCGCCUGUUGGCCGUGGCAGAGCAAAAUUUCUAUUUUCUUCUGAUUCAUCCACUCCUAAACCAGUUUUCGAUGAUCUAGCUGCUAAUGAAAACAUUACAGAGACCCCACAAAGUUUUUCCCCCACUCAAGGAUUAAACAGUGAGGGCAAAACAGAGGAAUUUCUGGCAGGCAUAGCAUCCCAAAUUGGCCUCUCCAUAGGAGAAAGCAUAGCAUCUUGCAUUGAGUCACGUUUAGGCUGUGGGACAACUGGGGUUUUGAGAAACGCUUCUAUAGAUCCAUCUCUGCUGAAUGUAAUAGUUAGGUCAGACAUCACAGAGCCAGUAAGUUUUAAAGGGGACAGCCAUGACACCCAUACUGUUCAAGAGUGGGAGGCGGUGAUGUUGGCUUACUUGAAGAAGAAGGGUGUUCCCGUGGCUGAACAAGCUGAUGAAGUGUUGAGUAAGAUCUGUGGAAGGGCACGUGAGGUGGUUAAAGUAGGCAUACGGAGUAAUCCAAGCCUGACACUGACCACAGGCCCAGGUCCCAUCUUUGAAAUACUAAAGCAGCACUUUAGUGACACAGUUUCAUCUGGGAUGCCUCUAGCAGAUUUCUAUGCCACAUUGCCGACCCCAAAUGAACGCCCUUUUGACUACUGGUUGAGACUUAAUAGAGCUAUGGAGGUGACAGAAGACUGCCUAAAGAGACAAAAUAAGACAUUUGACAACCUGUGCCUUGACCUUACUGCCAUGUUCAUCCGCCAUUGCCCCGACCCUGAAUUAUCUCUCUUAUUCAAGUGCAAGCCACUACAGCAAUGGACGGUCACUGAUGUACAUGAAAAGCUUGUUGAGCAUAGUAGGGACCGGAGGCAGGUGUCCCAGCUGAGAGGGGCUACGGCGAUAACUGCCCAGCAGCAGGAAGCGGAGGCCCACACAUGCAGUGUGAAACCUGUCACUGAACAUGUUUUAGCCUCACCGCCGACUCAGGGGAGAGAUGGAGCAGCUGACCGCCUUGACCACCUAAUCACAAUGCUGGAGCGGGUGCUACAACACGGGCCACUUCAGCCUGGACCAGUUAGUAGGAAGGAUGUGAGAAAUCAGCCAAGCCAUAAAGCCAGGGUCAGACAUACAGUGUCUUGUAACGUCUGUGGGGAUGUUGAACACACCACUCACCAGCACUGCCGAGCUAACCACCUGUGUUUCAUCUGCUAUGCACCUGAUCACACACGCAGUAGCUGUCCCAACGCUAUGACCUCAAAGACCAGAGCUUCUAAUCCCACACUUCAGCAGGAGGAAAACUAGUUGGCCUGCAUGGGGUGGGGGGAAGUGCUAGGCCUGACGAGGAUCCCCUGGUGAUUGGUAGUGAAGACUCUGAGUCUGUCCAUCAGAGCUUGUGCGAGGAGAGAGAACUCGGGCGAUGUCCCAUUCUUCAAAACAUACAAAGACUGAAACCCCAUGACAAUUUGUUUUAUGAGAACGUAACUUUGGGUGGUAAAGUGUCAGUCAAGGCUAUGCUUGACAGUGGGUCUAUGGCUUGCACAUUGAGUUCUAAUGUAAUCCAAAGGCUGUUACAACAGGCUGUUAUAAAGACCCCCACUCUGGAACCCACUGAUGUUGUGUUGAUUGGUUGUGGUGGAUCAAAGACGAUACCGUCAGGAACAUUUGACUUGGAAGUUGAGGUCUGUGGUUGCAGAGCGCUUGUGCCAAUGUUAGUGGUUGAUGGACAGAGUGAAGACCUGAUUAUUGGCAGUAACCUCCUGAGAUAUUUGGUUCAAUGGCUAAAACAGGAGAGAGGUUCAGUGGACUGCACCCCAAGAGUGUCACGUAGUGGUAGCGACAGCCAGACAAAGUUGAUAAGUUUAAUGGCCGAAGUAGAUAGGUCUCUGGAUGGCCUCCCUGGCAAAGUUGGGACAGUUAAGUUAAAGAGAGCUGUCACUCUGGAGCCUAUGACUGAGCACUUAGUAUGGGGUAAACUUGAGCAUACAGGUGAUGUGUCACCUGGCUGCACAGUUGUGAUGGAGCCCACUGGUGCUAGGACAAGACCAAGGUCAGUUAUAGUAGGAAGAACCGUGGCAGUGAUGAGAAGCGAUGCGUGGCUGCCCCUGAAAGUGAUAAACCCCUUUGACAAAGCCGUUACCCUGAAGCGAAAUGCUAAAUUGGCUGAUGUGUAUCCUUGUGCAGCAGUGGAAACAUUUAACAGUCCCAGAAUGGCCGCUCAGCAGCAAAGUAACUUGCAGCAAAAUGCACAAUGGUCAUCCACCAGGCCUAUGGAGUGCUACGAUGUGCAAAGCUUAGCUACAGAGGCGUCCAGCUUACCUGAUCAUCCUCCGCUGGAGGAACACAGUAGCCAUGCUGACUCACCCCAUCCAGGAUUGCACAACAUAGGUUUGUCCGACAUAGAUGUUGACUCCUGUGAUGUGUCGUGUGAGGGCAAAGAGAAACUAGUAAGACUCGUAACAGAGUUUGAAUCCAUCUUCUCCAGAGACAGGCUGGAUUGUGGGAAAGCCACAGGCCAUCUCCACAGAAUCCGUGUUGUUGAUGAGAAGCCAUUUCGGUUGCCAUGCAGACGUGUACCUCCCACUCAGUAUGAGAAACUAAGGCUAGCAUUGAAUGAGAUGGAAGAGAAAGAAAUCAUAAGAAAAUCAAGCAGUGACUUUGCUUCACCCUUGGUGUUAGUUUGGAAGAAGUCAGGUGAUGUUAGGAUCUGCAAUGAUUUCCGUUGGCUCAAUGCUCGAACCAUCAAAGAUGCGCACCCACUUCCUCAUCCAGCCAAUGCUCUUGCUGCCUUGGGUGGUAAUGCCUUUUUCUCCACCAUGGACCUUACCUCGGGAUACUAUAAUGUGGAGGUCCACGAGGAAGACAGAAAAUACACAGCUUUCACAUCACCAUUUGGGUUAUAUGAAUAUAACCGCAUGCCACAGGGGCUGUGUAAUAGUCCUGCAACAUUCAUGAGGAUGAUGUUGACUAUCUUUGGGGAUCAAAACUUCCUUAGCCUGCUGUGUUACCUGGAUGAUGUCUUGGUGUUUGCUCCCACGGAAGACCUGGCACUGAAGCGUCUGGAGAUGGUAUUUCAACGGCUCAAGAUUCACAAUCUCAAGCUCGCACCUAAGAAAUGCCAUUUUCUGAGGAGGUCAGUGAGGUUUCUGGGACACAUUGUGAGUGCUGAUGGCAUAGCCACUGACCCAGAAAAGGUAGCAGCCAUCACCUCACUGACUGAGGCAGAUCUCAUGGAGCCGGGAACUAACAUCCCUUCACCAAGGAAGGUCAGAUCCUUCCUUGGAAUGGUGGUAUUCUACCAGCAGUUCAUUGAAGCCUGUUCAUCAAUAGCCAGACCACUGUUCAGCCUCACAACUGGGACCAAAAGCCCUCGUGGAAAGGGAAGAAAGCGCCAGCAGGUUCACAGGAAACUCACUGCUGCUGAUUGGACAGAGGAGUGUAGGGAGGCAUUUCACCAGCUGAAAAAGGCCCUGUUAGACCAUGUUCUUUUAGCCCACCCGAACUUCAGUGAACCAUUUUUGCUCUCAGUGGAUGCAUCUUGUAAUGGCCUUGGAGCUGUACUGUCACAAGUCCCAACUGGCGAGUCAACAGCCAGGCCCAUUGCUUUUGCAAGUAAGUCACUCAGCUAUGCACAGUCUAGGUAUCCUGCUCAUAGGUUAGAGUUUUUCGCUUUGAAGUGGGCGGUGUGUGACAAAUUCCACCACUGGCUGAGGGGACACACGUUCACCGUAUGGACUGAUAACAACCCUCUGACGUACAUACUGUCCAAAGCAAGGAUAGAUGCCUGUGAGCAGAGAUGGAUCGCUAAAUUAGCUCCAUUCCAGUUUGACAUCAAAUACAUACCUGGUCCUAAAAAUGUGGUUGCGGAUGCUCUGAGCAGGGAACCCUUUGUGCAGCCAAGUACAUCUCAUCGGCUAACAAGGGUGCCCUAUGCAAAACUACUGGCCGAAGCUGCCGCAGUGUGCGAUCAAGGUGUACAGGAAGCGUUCCGCUGGUCAGCUAAUCCACCUGAUAUGCCCCUUGAGGACAGCCAGCUUAUCUCCAAUCAGUAUGCAGCUGUGGCUCGACCGGGAACCGUGUCAUCACAAGAGGUGGCAGCGGUUCUCCAAGUCCAUGAUCAGCAGGAUCCCGACGUGUGUCAAUAUGCACUUUUACUGCCACAGUUCCCACAGACUGUUAAGACAUCGGAGUGUGCUCAAGCGAAAGUGCUAUCACAUGAUGUGCUCUUGGAGAAGCAGAGGUGUGACACUGUUCUGAGCAGAGUGAUCUCCUUUGUAGAAAGAGGACGGAGACCAUCAAGGAGAGAGCGUGACAAAGAAACAGCUGAAGUCAUCAAGCUGCUGAAAGGUUGGGAGAAACUGACACUUAGGAAUGGAGUGUUGUAUCGUGUGACACAGAACACUGUUUCAAAGAGGAAGCUGUAUUCAUAUGUUGUCCCACUGUCACUGCGUAUCACAGUGCUGAAGGGUGUUCAUGAUGAAGCCGGCCACCAGGGGCAGCAACGGACACUGUACCUAGCAAGACAGAGGUUUUAUUGGCAGGGUUUGAGCAAAGAUGUAGCAGAGUAUGUCAGGCGUUGCAGGAGGUGUGUAGUGAGUAAGUCACCAGAACCUGAAGCCAGGGCACCCCUGGAGAACAUCAGGACAUCAGAGCCUCUUGAGUUAGUAUGCAUCGACUUCUGGACAGCUGAAGAUGCUUCUAACAGGUCACUGGAUGUGCUUGUCGUCACUGACCACUUCACAAAGAUGGCACACGCCUUCUUAUGCCCUAACCAAUCUGCAAAAGCAGUGGCGCAUCAGUUGUGGCACAACUAUUUCUGCAUCUAUGGUUUUCCCCAGCGACUGCAUUCUGACCAGGGAGCCAAUUUUGAGAGUGCUCUAAUAGCUGAACUGUUGAGUGUGGCAGGUGUCCAAAAGUCUCACACCACACCUUAUCACCCAAUGGGUAACGGAUCAUGUGAAAGAAUGAACAGGACACUGGGAAAUAUGAUUCGUGCUCUGCCCCCUAGAGUGAAACGUAGGUGGCCAGAAACUCUGAAAUCUCUGACAUUUGCAUACAACUGUACUGCCCAUGAAACGACAGGUUAUGCACCGUUUUUGCUCAUGUUUGGCAGAGUCCCAAGACUCCCAGUUGAUGUACUCUUUGGCUCUGUCAUUGACAACCCUGAGGUCACAGACUAUGACAGAUAUGUCCAGUCAUUGAGAAAAGAGUUGAAGGAGGCUAUGGACAUAGCGCAAGCCACGGCGUCUAAGCAGUUAAAGCGGCACACAGAUCUCUAUAACAAGAAGGUGCGUGGAGCCCCAGUGGAAGUGGGAGAUCGUGUGUUGUUGGCCAAUAAAGGGGAGCGUGGAAAGAGGAAGCUUGCUGACCGGUGGUCAAAGACUGUCUAUAUUGUGAUGGACAAAAAUGAAGAGAGCCAUACUUUCAGGAUUCAGGAUGCUACCACGGAUCGGGAAAAGGUUGUGCAUCGUAACCUAAUAAUGCCAGUGAACUUCCUUCCUCUCCAGGAUCCUGACUCUGAAGAAGAGGUGGACACUUUCUCUUUAUCAGGUUCUGGAGAACUUGAUACGGAGGAGGAGACAGUUGCUGAAGUGUCUGCCGACUCAGUAGCCUAUCGCACUAGAGAAUGGGUGUCUACCAUACUAUCUGAGGCCUCUAGCAUAGUUGAUCAAAGCUGUAACACAGAGGCUGCCACCGGCUCUUCACCUAGCGAACAGGAUGAUCGUGGGCAGGCUUCUAUUGUCAGUGAGCGAUCACUCCGGAACACUAUGCAGACUGACCCUACUGGUGACAUGAUCGUGAUGACAAGUGAGGGAUGUUCUAAUGGUGCAGACAGGUUAGUUGUUGCUGAUGUUUCACCUGUUCCAAGCACUUGCGCCGACAGUCAUGGUGUAGUAAUCGAUGGUGUUCUAGAGAGGGCUGUUGUGACAGGAAGAGACCGAGUUACGACCAGAGCGGGUAGAUUUUUGAAACCUGUUUCUAGACUCAUUGAGAUAAUGCAACAGAAGACAGGUAUUGCAGUGUAAUACUGUAUGAGCAGUGGGGCAAAUUCUAUUCAUGUAUUUAUUUUCCUUUUUACAUCUCACGCUGCAUGAUUUUAAGAUGUGGUUGUUUUUGGUUUGGUCCGGAUCUUUCAGGAGAUGGGUUUAUUGAAUCUCUGAUGUCAUUUUCUUUCUCUCCCCUUGGGAAUGAGGUAUUUUACAGUUGUGAUUUGUGUGAAAUGUGUAACGGGCAUGUUUUUCACUGUGUGUGGUGAUGGGGUCUGGCCAACCUUGUCUCAUACUGAUUCCUUGAUGGAUGGUCUUUUGAUUGUGAUUGCACUUAUAACUGUAAUUUGGUAUAUGUAACCUCAUUAAUGCGAUUUGUUUUUUUAUUAUUUUCGUUUAUUGUUGUCCUUGUCUGCCUUGUGCAUAGUUGUGUUGUUCUCUGCCUGGUAUGUCAUCUUGGUCAUUCAAUUUUCUUCUCGUCAUUUUUUUCUCUAUUGCUUGUAAUACAAGUGGAAUUCAGCAGGGGGGAAUGUAACGGAGUUAAUAUUAAUUCCACUUGUGGUCAGCUGAGGGCGCUGUCUUCCCCCCUCCGGGGUGGGGUGUCACCAAGAAGACAAGGGAGAAGAAGAAGACUGAAGAGUUGUGGCGGGGAAGAAGUCAAGAACGACGCCUGAUGACCCCACUGAAAAAAGUAGCGAUGGCAGCGUGAACGGCCAGACUGUUGUUCAGUCCAGGAAGUUUGUUUGAGUGUUUUGCACAUGCGUAUUGUUCUCUCUUUUUGGGAAAGGUUUUGGCUUCAAGGAUGCUAACUGCAUGGAGAUGAGUACCUUGUGCUAGUUCCAUAAAUAAACGUUACAACGUGAACAGACGACGUCCUCCCGACCGUCAUUUAAUAUAUAAAACACAACGCAGAGUCACUAAAGGAGGGUUGCUAAACUAACCGGUUGGACGCAAAGUUCAAUUGAGUUAGUUACACUUGACAGUACGAUCUGACCGGACUUGGACCCAGCCAGCUUCCAGACAGAUCCCAGGUGCGGUUUCGUUUUGUGUUAGUUUACGUGCGCCGACUUGCCCAGCGACUUCCGCAAGUAUUUUGAGAUCCUUGCGGAGGAUUACCGGAGGGCGCCCGGUCCGGAAGCUCAGCGGAGCCCUGUGAAGAUAGCGGUGUACACCUUGGAGGAUGAGGACAGCGUGCUUGUACGCCCCGGUGUCCGCCGCCUCUGAGCGGAUGCGCGCGCGAAUCCAGGAGAUAGAGCACGCGCUCCGCACCACAUCUGCCCCCACGCCGCCUUCUCGGAUUACGUCAGCCCUGGUAGCGUUCCCGGUGUCCCCGGAUUCAGUCGACUCUUCUGUUCCUCCUUCCACACCAGAUCAACCCGUCCCGGUUUCUGUUGGUUCCAGCGAGGACGCCAUCCCAGUUUCUGUUCCCUUUUCCCAGCCUCGUCUGACCGUUGCUGCUGAACCAGCCUGCCCAGCUCAAAUCCUAACCCACUGAGAGCAAUCCCUGCACCGGUACGGUUUUUACGCCUCAUGCCCACGCUCUAGACACAGAACUGCAACCAGCAACCACAUCAGUCCCUGCGUCUGUCAUGUCAUGUCAUGUUCAGGGUUCAGGUCAGUCAUGUCGCGCUCAGGUUCCGGUCCAGUCAUGUCGCGCUGUCAGAGUUCUUGAUUCCUGGUACCUGACCGGAUGAUUAUUCUUGCUUUUGGUUUGAACGUUUACAGAUCUGUUCAACGAAUUACCAGACUGAGUUGGUUCUCCGGCUGUGCAUUUGGGUCCUGCAUCACGAUCAUGUUCCAUCGGUCCUUGACAAUAGGGCUCUGUCCCCCAGCAAGUAGCCAUUGUAGUGUCCAAUGAUUACAAUGUGCAAAACAAUAAAAGAAUACAGUAAAAACAUGAA